Molecule: messenger RNA, 375 nt
Organism: Parastagonospora nodorum SN15
Lineage: Eukaryota; Fungi; Ascomycota; Dothideomycetes; Pleosporales; Phaeosphaeriaceae
Exons: 2
Coding region: 1-375 (124 amino acids)
Source: RefSeq, a predicted model, not a curated record
AUGCAGUUCGAUCCAAGUGGCACGAGACCUGCUGAAAGUUGCCAAGAUGAAAUUGGUACUGUCCGGUUCAACGCACGGCAAAGACUGAUGCCUGGUACACCAUGGGACACAAACAAGAAAAUUGUACAAGUCGAAGUCUUCACACGCAUCUUCUAUGGUGUAGGUAUGAAUGCGAGCCUUGUGCUCAUACCCUACAGCAUCAGUCUUGCAACCCCCGAAGCACCUGGCCUAUACGCAAUGAAUACAUACAUAUACUCGCGGUCGUUCAAGCUGGGAUUUGCGUAUAAAUGGCACAAGCCUGUAUACUGGCCGCUGUUCACUCGAGCUUGGUACGCAUGCUUCAGGCGCAAUAUGCCACAGCAAAGGCAAGUCUGA